Platichthys flesus (European flounder) is the source of this 1709-nucleotide messenger RNA. It is a transcript of the gene snrnp35, whose product is annotated as small nuclear ribonucleoprotein 35 (U11/U12). The transcript has a single exon. Gene Ontology annotation, cellular component: precatalytic spliceosome; U12-type spliceosomal complex. Lineage: Eukaryota; Metazoa; Chordata; Actinopteri; Pleuronectiformes; Pleuronectidae. Gene Ontology annotation, biological process: mRNA splicing, via spliceosome. The record is from RefSeq and is a predicted model, not a curated record. Gene Ontology annotation, molecular function: mRNA binding; snRNA binding. Bases 117 to 827 code for a protein of 236 amino acids.
GCUUGUUUCACCACGGGGUGUUAUUGUGGACGGACGCACAGCUUCCGGGUACUCUCAGGGAACACUCUGGAACUUAUGUACGAAAGGAGACGCUUGUAGCCUCGUUUCAUGUAAAAAUGGUUGACUGGAAUCCCAUAGCGAAAGUGUACGACCCGCUCAAAGCUGGCAGCAUCGACGGGACGGACCUUGAGCCGCAUGACCGGGCGGUGUGGAGGGCUAUGAGUGCCCGAUACAAGCCCAACAAGGGUGUCGUCGGAGAUCCGCUUCUCAUUGUUUUCGUGUCUCGUCUGAAUCCCGAGACCACCGAGGAGAAGCUUCACGAGGUCUUCUCCAAGUACGGAGAUAUUAAGCGGCUCCGGCUGGUCCGGGACAUCGUCACGGGCUUCUCCAAGAGAUACGCCUUCAUCGAGUACAAGGAGGAGCGCUCUGUGCUCCGGGCCCGCCGGGACGCCAACAAACUGGUGGUGGACCAGUACGAACUGUUCGUGGACUUCGAACAGGAGAGGACCCUCAAGGGCUGGGUCCCGCGGCGGCUCGGCGGCGGCCAGGGAGGGAAGAAGGAAUCCGGCCAGUUGCGGUUCGGGGGCAGGGACCGGCCCUUCCGUAAACCCAUCAACCUCGCCGUGGGUCUGGGGCAGGAAUGGGGAGGUGGAGGCGGAGGCAGGGAGUGGGAGAGACAUGGGGCCAGAGACAGGGAGGACCGGGACCGGGACCGACACAGGGAGGGCGACUCGGGCGGCAGAGGCAGGAGAGAUGACCGGGAAAGAGGCAGAGAAAGGGACGACCGCAGGUACCGGGACAGGAGCAGGCACAGGGACAGAAGGUGAUACCGUGACUUCCACCUUGAUGGCGGUAAAACCAAACGAAGAAGAAGACUAUCCUCUGGUUCAUGUGCAGCCUGUCACCGAUGUUCAGCCCAGCUGCUGCAGCUCCUCGAGUGUGAAGCCAAGAAGGCAGUGUAGGAAAGUUGUACUGAUGAGGUUUGCACAGGUUGGGACAUGUAUGGCAGGUUGACAGUUUAACUUCUCUGUGUCAUACAGACUUUAAACCGAUGAGGACAUUUGAAGGCAUCAUAUGUGGUAGAACCCACUGAUGAGGAUUUGGUGCUACGCUUGUUCUAUGCUCCAGAGAUUGUUACUAACAUUUUAGAAGCUUCUCAGUUUCCUCAUUCAUCUUAAGUUUAAGCUACUAAAAUGUCUAAUUGUUCUAUUUUUCAUUGUUGGCAAUUCACUUUUUUGUAAUCCUUUGCUAUUUCUUGCACCAGCAAUGUUGCUAAUCAUCAUCAAGCUAAUGUAGAGGCCACCAAUACGAAUUAUUAAUGGCAAAACUGCAUUAGUUACAAUUAAGGUGUUUUUGUUCUUAGCCAAUGGAGGUGGUUGUUUAUCGGACAUGUCCCAAACCACUCAUUUGAAAACGAAAACAACAACACUUAUAACUAAAAUACAAGAAAUCAUAUCCAGACUGAAUAAAAAGGUGGAUGACAAGAAAGCUUCCUAACAGUGAAGCCAAAUCCUCUUGAUUGCCCCCUGGUGGCUGGCUGGACAAGGACAAAACAGCAUCCAUAUGUGGAAUAUUUUGUCUUUAUUUUUGUAUAACAUGUGGAGACGUGUCGUUUCUCUUUAUUUACAGCCUGUAGUAGAGACAAAAGCUGAAUAAGAACGUGUAGGAAGUCACUUUUAAAGUGUGAUAUAAAACUCAUCAAACUCUCA